AUGUCGGGAGAGAAACGCCCUGCUCCGGACGCAUUCGGUUCGUCAAAUCAGCUCGUGGUCAAACGGCAAAAAUCAGACAGCAACCUCAAUGCGAAUGCUGUUACAGUGAGGUCUGCCCAAAAUGGCGCGCUCGUGCAGGCUAUUCCCCGUACCAGUGGACUUGCGGCUCCGAUCAUGGAGCUCUCAGGUCACUCGGGUGAGGUAUUUGCGACUCGAUUUGAUCCGACGGCGCAGAAUAUCGCAUCAGGCUCGAUGGAUCGAAAUAUCCUGCUCUGGCGGACUUACGGGCAGUGCGAAAAUUAUGGCAUUCUGACAGGCCACAAGGGAGCAGUCCUUGAUCUGCAAUGGUCGCGAGACUCGCGGGUGAUCUUCUCAGCAUCAGCCGACAUGACGCUCGCAAGUUGGGAUUUGGAAACUGGCCAACGGAUCCGUCGACACAUGGGCCAUGAAGAGAUCAUUAACUGUCUGGACAUCAGCAAGAGAGGUCAAGAGCUGUUGGUUAGCGGGAGUGACGAUGGUUAUAUCGGCAUCUGGGACCCGCGACAAAAGGAGGCGCUUGACUUUCUCGAGACCGAGUUUCCGAUUACCGCCAUAGCUAUGUCUGAGGCCGGGAACGAGAUAUAUAGCGGAAGCAUCGAUAACGAUAUCAAAGUCUGGGACAUACGCAAGAAGGCCGUGGUGUACACGUUAGUUGGGCACACCGAUACAAUAUCAUCCCUACAGGUCUCCCCUGAUUCGCAGAUGCUACUUUCGAACUCCCAUGACUCGACAGUCCGAACUUGGGAUAUUCGUCCUUUUGCGCCUACGAAUCGUCACAUCAGGACAUAUGACGGUGCCCCUGUUGGGCUGGAGAAGAACCUCAUUCGCGCCAGCUGGGAUCCAAAGGGUGAAAAGAUUGCUGCGGGGAGCGGCGACAGAAGUGUUGUCGUCUGGGAGGUCAAGACCGGGAAGCUCCUUUACAAGCUUCCCGGCCACAAGGGCACUGUCAACGACGUCCGAUUCUCCCCCAAUGAUGAGCCUAUUAUUGUUUCUGGCUCGUCUGAUCGGAAUAUCAUGCUGGGUGAACUCGGAAAGUAG
Messenger RNA from Rasamsonia emersonii CBS 393.64, 1077 nucleotides. RefSeq names its product U5 snRNP complex subunit. The transcript is spliced from 5 exons. The record is from RefSeq and is a predicted model, not a curated record. The coding region runs from base 1 to 1077 and encodes 358 amino acids. NCBI's taxonomy places the organism in Eukaryota, Fungi, Ascomycota, Eurotiomycetes, Eurotiales, Trichocomaceae. Gene Ontology annotation, cellular component: catalytic step 2 spliceosome. Gene Ontology annotation, molecular function: protein binding; RNA binding.